CCGUCUGAUUUAAGGGCUGUUAUUAUUUUUCAGCGUUUUUAAAAUUUAUUUAUACCUUCGAAAUGUGACGUGUUUAUUGUUCAAGUUUUAAUGAAAUUCAAGUUUGACAACCUUAAGCAGUAUCUCCAUCGCAAGUUCAACAUGUUCAACUUGUACAAGCACAUGCAGCAGGCUAAUAAUGGCGAGCGGGAUCAGAAGGAGCCGGAAUAUACGGGACACGACCGGUUCUGUCAGGAGCGACCGAGAUCAACUUACAGGAAGAAGAAGCGUCGCGGAGCGUGCAGGAGAGCGCAGUCAGCAGCCGAACUGAACCCGGAGUCCAUAGCCGCCGCCAACAGGAGAGACGCGUUCCGGAUCCGAUCCGUGUCCACGGACAAAGAUGAAAGCGAGGAGGAGAACUCGGAGAAGGCACCGCUGGUGGCUCAGAAGAUCGACUCGCUGGCCAAGCUGUUGUUCAACAAGUCCAUCAUUGGUUCUGGCUCCGGGAAAUCUUCGCCCUCCACUUCAGAACCCCCUUCCUCCCCUAAAGUCGGAGAAAAGUCCAUGGAGAAUUCGGCAGCAUUCAUAAUUUGCUCGGAAUAUUUAUCACAGACUUCACGGUAUGACUUAAUAUCGCAGCUGAGUAUGAUCGGCUCGCGGCCCAACAAGUACUGGUUCGCAGUUCACGACAACUCCAUCAAAACCGACCGCCUUCUUUCUUUGAUGCCCCUACCCAGUAAAUGUCCUAUCGAGUUCAGCGAGCGCUCCCGAGCGCUCAUCGUAGAGCUAUUCCGUUCUGUCCACCACCCGUACAUCUACCCGGUCUUGGACUUGGAGGCCUGGAGUGGACACGCACUGACAGUCAUGCCUUUUAAUGCGCGAGGCAGCCUAAAGGACCUCAUUUACAAGAGCACAUGGAACGAGGAUUACAGCCGCAAGUACGACUCGGGCGGCACUGGCCUCCCGGCCUGGCAGGUGGCCCGCUUCGGCCGGCAGAUGCUCGAGGGCCUCACCUUCCUCAGGGAGAAGGGAUUCCCGCCCUUCCGACACCUGCACUCCGGGAACGUGAUGGUUCAAAAUGGCGUGGCAAGGAUAUGCGCCCUAGAGAACACCUUGAUCGGCGCCUCCCCCCGACGGAUCCCAGCGACGGCAGAACACGUCGAGGCCCUUAGCUUCGGCCGCGUGCUGUACGAGAUGUGCGCGGGCGCCGACCUGGAUCUAUCGCUGCUGCCGGACUUGAUGCCGAACUAUCCUCAUAUAGUGGAGAUGAUCGAGCUGAUCUUCGGUCCGCGCACGCCGAGCUUGCACGAGCUGCUGCUCUGUGAGGUGUUCCGUAAGAUCGAUCUGCGGGAAAUGAAGGGAUCCUGUCUGCCGAACUUCAACCAGCGUCUGUCCCGCUCCUGCCUAUCGCUGCUGAGCGAGGUGGCGCGCCGGCAGCCCGGCUGCCGCACCCCGCCGGCGCCGGCGCGCGGCUCCCCCUGCACGCCGCCCGCGAGGAGGAGACAUUUCCCGGUCGACCAAGAUUACACGGAAGAGUGGCAGUGGUGA
Messenger RNA from Cydia amplana, 1527 nucleotides. RefSeq names its product slowpoke-binding protein (gene Slob). The coding region runs from base 91 to 1527 and encodes 478 amino acids. The transcript has 11 exons. Lineage: Eukaryota; Metazoa; Arthropoda; Insecta; Lepidoptera; Tortricidae. The record is from RefSeq and is a predicted model, not a curated record.